AUAAUACCCUUUCUGAAAUACUGAAGAACUGCAUGUAGAAAGACAGACUGCAAGACAACGGUGGACAACCAUGUUAACUGCUGUGAUACUGAUGAUCAUCUGCUCCACUGCAGAUCUGUCUGAGGUCAGACUGGUGGACGGUGAUGGUCUCUGCUCUGGGAUACCUGAAGUCCUUCAUGAAGAAGAAUGGAGGAAACUGAGCAGUAACUACAUUGAAUACAGGGCUGUUGAGUUGCUGUGCAAAGAGCUUAACUGUGGAGACGUAAUCAGCGCCACAUUUAGAAGCAAUUUCAGAGACAAGCAUGGCGAUCAACCUGUAAUUGACCUGGACUGUGAGGGCAACGAGUCAGCUCUUUCAGAGUGCAAAAAAUACCGCUCACCCAUCCACCCCGAUUAUCGCAACAUCAGCGUUAUCGUCAGCUGCUCAGACUCUGUGAGGCUCGUGGAUGGGGCUGGACGCUGCUCUGGGAGAGUGGAGGUGAAGUCCCAUCAGUCCUGGACCUCAGUAUGUGAGGCUGACUUUGACCGGCAGGAUGCAGAGGUAGUCUGUAGGGAGCUGGACUGUGGGACUCCACUGACUCUACAGGGGGCGCUCUUUGGAGAAGGGAAACAUCCAUUUGGAACCAAAGAAUUCCAGUGUAAAGGCACAGAGAACCAUCUCCUCACCUGUAGUACCUCAGACAAAGAGCACAACUGCACAUCUGGCAAAGCUGUGAAUCUCACCUGUUCAGGACCUGACGAUGUGAGACUGGUGGGUGGGAGCGGUCGCUGUGCUGGGACGCUGGAGAUGCUUCAUGGUGGAGAAUGGAGGGGAGUGACUGCAGACAGAUGGUCCUUGAAAGAGGCUGCUGUGGUGUGCAGACAGCUGGGCUGUGGUUCUGCUGUUAAAUCUCCAAUGAGUGUAUCUGGAGGAGACGAGACCGAAUGGGGUUUCCAUAUCGCCUGUAAAGGAUCCGAGUCUGCAGUGAAAGAAUGCACAAUGUUGUACAGCUCGAAGAUCAGAUAUCCUGUUGGAGUCGUCUGUUCAGACUCUGUGAAGCUUGCAGAUGGAGCUGUGGGUCUCAGCUGUUCAGAACCUGAUGAAAUGAGACUGGUGGAAGGGAACAGCCGCUGUGCUGGGAGAGUGGAGAUGUUUUAUAACGGACAGUGGAGAAAAGUAGGAGCCGAUGUCUGGAACAUAGAUAAGGCUGCUAUGGUGUGCAGACAGCUAGACUGUGGCUCUGCUCUGGCAGCUACAAAGAUAAAAUCUGAUGGAGAUGUACCUGAAGUGGGUGUUCUGAUUUCCUGUAGUGAUCGAAAAAUGAAGAAAUGCCGUCCUAUGAGAAUUCGGCGUAUUGAAUAUCUUGCUGGAUUGAUCUGUUCAGAGUUCCUGUUGCAGCCCAACAUCUCUGUUUCCACUCCGAUAAGAGAGUCUAGGAGCCUCCAGGGGCCAGAGGUCUUCAACGGCCACAGCUUCACCAUUACUUGCUCCACUCAGCCGCAGUACCCAGGAGGAUCCUUCCACCUCACACUGCCCAGGACCGGCAGAAGUGACUCCCAGGAAGCUGUCAGUCACUCAGCCUCCUUCCUCUUUCCUACUGCCGCUGAUUCCCACCAGGGGAACUACAGCUGUGUGUAUGAGAACCAAGUGAGCUUUCAGACUGAUGCAUUUCAAGAUGUGGAUCAGAUGUAUUCUAAUAGCUGGUCUCCUGGGCCUUUCAUCUAUAAUUUCUCCUCUGAGAGUAAGCCUCUCUCCCUCAUCGUCACAGAUUUAGAUGGGGCAGCUGCAGUCUAGUCGGAGGGCACAGAGAAGAACUUCCAGCAGCCAAAUGCUGAGGAGCAGUAGAGAGUGCCUGCAGAAGAGCUUGGAUUAAGAGAAAGGCUUUUAUAGAAUUUUUUUAAAAGUAAUUUUGGGCUGUUUAUUUUGGUCCAUUCGUCAUGAAAUUACAUGCAAUGUAAAGAGUAACACGCUUUUUCAAAAUAUGUCAAACUGAAAAACGAAAAUGAAUAUGCAAGGUUUUGUUCUGUUAGCAGCGAAAUGCUUCUACUCAAAUACUCAAUGUGUAUUCAAAGAUUAUACAGACCUUUAUUAAAUGUUAAUAUGGAUCUUAAUUCUGGAAUGUUUAUCAGCACAUUGAAAUCCAGUCUGUUUAAUACUCCAACUUACAUAUACAUAUUCAAGUGCAUACCUCCUCACAGAGGAGCCAAAACAUUAUGAUCACCUGCCUUAUAUGCUGUUGGCUUGGCGCAUGCCACAAAAGCAGCCUUUACCUGCCAAGGCAUGGACUCUACAAGAUCUUUUGAAGGUGCUGCAGGGUAUCUGCUAUCAAGACAUUAGCAGCAGAUCCUUUAAGUCCAAGUUGUGAGGUGGAACUACUGACAAUCAGACUUCUUGUAUGAACAGAUGCGCAAUCAGAUUGAGGUCCGGGGAAUUUGUAGGCCAGGACAACAUCUUGAACCCUUCAUGUUCCUCAAACUGUUCCUGAACAAUGUGUGCAGUGUGGCAGUGUGCACUAUCCUGCCACCAUCAUUGGGGAAUAUCAUCACCAUGAAGUAGUGUACCUGGUCUGCAACGAUGUUUAGACAGGUGGCAGGUGUCAAAUUUAAUGUCCACAUAAAUGCCCAGACCUACAACUUCCCAGCAGAAUGUGGGCCAGAGCAUCACAUUCCCUCCACUGGCUUGUCUUUUUUUCCACAGUGUAUCCUGGUACCAUCACUUCUCCAGGUAAACAGCACACAUGUUAAGCUACCCGUAUUAGUCCCAUAACAGGGAAAUUUCAUCUCCCCAUUUAACCCAUCCAUGCAGUGAAACACCACACACACACACACUAAUGAAUGCACACACUAGGGAGCAGCGAGCACACUUGCCCAGAGUGGUGGGUAUCCCUAUCCGCAGCGCCCGGGGAGCAGUUGGGGAUUAGGAACCUUGCUCAAGGGUACUUGAGUCAGGUACUGUCAGCUCAGAGGAUUGACCUUCCAGUCCCAAGACUGGUUUCCUAAUCUCCAGCCUACGACUGCCCCCAAUGUACCAGACCAUCCAUGUGAUGUAAAAGGAAACAGGAUUGAGGUGACCUUAUUCCAUCACUCCAAGGUCCGGUUCUGACACUUGUCUGCCUGUUGGAGACACUUUGGACUUUCUCCCAUGUGCAAUAAAUCAACUAUUAGAACCAUCUGUUCUGCAUGUUAUACCACUUACAGUCUAAUAUAUCCCAGACCUUGAAAGGUGCCACUCUUACAAGACUGUCAACAUCAUUUGUGAGUGGUUGUAAUGUUUUGGCUCAUUGGCUGAUUUUCCAUUUUGUAUGUUUCCUUUUAGUUGUAAAAGCUAAACUAAACAUGUAUAACAACUUCAUUAUGAAAUAAAGCAUUUGUAAACAAA
Pygocentrus nattereri (red-bellied piranha) is the source of this 3358-nucleotide messenger RNA. RefSeq names its product CD5 antigen-like. Gene Ontology annotation, cellular component: membrane. The coding region runs from base 71 to 1774 and encodes 567 amino acids. The record is from RefSeq and is a predicted model, not a curated record. NCBI's taxonomy places the organism in Eukaryota, Metazoa, Chordata, Actinopteri, Characiformes, Serrasalmidae. The transcript is spliced from 8 exons.